GCGCAGUCGAACCAUUUCUUGCCUGUUAAGUUAUGAGAGGGGGAGGUUGUUAGCGGGGAGGGUUUACUUGGGGACUUGUGUACUGGUGGAGUUGUGGAAGGUGGAAGGUGGGGGGGGAUGGUGGACUUACAGCAGGCUGAGCGGAUGGCCACUUGGGCGUUGAGGAUGUGUUUACUGAGGGUGAGUGAGUUAGUUGGGUGAGUGAGGGAGAAGGUUGGUGUUGAGGGGAUGGACGUACCACAUUGUUGGGGUGGAUUGGGGGGGAAGAAGUAAAUAUAGAAUGAAUGGGUGGAGAGAGAGAGAGAGAGCAGAUGCAGAGGCAGAGAAAGAGUGGUUCGCGGAGGCUAAAAAUAAAGAGCGGCGGCGAGGAACGGCGCUGCUUUGCGCUGCGCUGCUUUGCAUACAAUCACGCGCGGGUCGAUCCCCUCCUCUUCUCUUCUCUUCUCUCUCCUCUCCUCCUCCUCGCCUCUCCUUUCUUCUCUUCUCUCCAUCUUCUUCUUCUUCUUCUUUGCUGCUCUUAGACUCUUCCUCUCUCCAGUUAGAAGGCAGUCCUACACUCCCUCUCCUUCUUUCUCUCCUUUCUCUCUCCCUCUCUCUCUCUCCUCCCCCCACUCUUCCUCCCACUCUACUACUCACUACUAACUACUCUCUACUCUCUACUUCCCCCCUCCGAGAUCUCCCCCUCCAGUUUCUCUCCCCCCACACUCCUGUCAAUUCCUUCCAUCAUCCAUCAUUCCAUACUGCAUCCUCCUCUCCUUCACCCCCACCUCAAUCGCUGUCCCCCUUCUCCCCAAUUCCUCCCUCCUGACGAACUCAAAUCCCUUCCGCCUAAACUGGAGCUCCGCCACACUCGUCACUCGCCUUCGUCACUUCCGCCUCGUUU
This is a messenger RNA of Aspergillus heteromorphus CBS 117.55, 883 nucleotides long. RefSeq lists its product as uncharacterized. Bases 281 to 808 code for a protein of 175 amino acids. The record is from RefSeq and is a predicted model, not a curated record. NCBI's taxonomy places the organism in Eukaryota, Fungi, Ascomycota, Eurotiomycetes, Eurotiales, Aspergillaceae. The transcript has a single exon.